This is a messenger RNA of Tarenaya hassleriana, 806 nucleotides long. Its product is annotated as LOB domain-containing protein 38-like. Gene Ontology annotation, biological process: regulation of gene expression. Bases 104 to 682 code for a protein of 192 amino acids. NCBI's taxonomy places the organism in Eukaryota, Viridiplantae, Streptophyta, Magnoliopsida, Brassicales, Cleomaceae. The record is from RefSeq and is a predicted model, not a curated record. The transcript is spliced from 2 exons.
CUCCCUCCUCCUCUCUGACAGUGUUCGUGUAAGGUCAGGUGUUGCUGUCGGAAGGAAUCUAGGCCGUCGGAUCGUGGGUGGAGGUAGAUCGGACGGCGGAGAGAUGAGCUGCAACGGGUGCAGGGUGUUGAGAAAAGGGUGCCGCGAAGGAUGCGUACUGAGGACGUGCCUGCAGUGGAUCGCAUCCCCAGAGGCCCAAGGCCACGUCACCCUCUUCCUCGCCAAGUUCUUUGGUCGCAGUGACCUCUUCUCCUUCAUCUCCGCCGUUCCUCAGCCGCAACGCCCCGAUUUGAUAAAGUCGUUACUGUAUGAGGCUUGUGGGCGUACGGUGAACCCUGUGGAUGGAGUGGUGGGUUUGCUUUUGAGCGGAAAGUGGCGGCUCUGCGAGGAGGCGGUGGAGACUGUCCUCGCCGGUGGAGUUCUCAAGCCACCGUACGACGGUUCGCCGGCGGAAAAAGAUUCCGGCGGGUGGAUUCAUCACCGGCGGAUGGGGAAGAGGAGGGGUCGUGCCAAGUCUGGUUUCCGGGGGCUAGGGAGGGACUAUACGGCGUCGUGUUGGAAGGAGGAGAAAGUUUCGUCGUCAUCGACGACGGCGACGAGCUUCGAGAGCGGCGGAGAAGAUGAUCGGAGACGGCGAGGGUACGCCGGCGAGGAGACUAAGCUUUUGAAUCUCUUUGUUUGAUCUGUAUGAGUGAGAUUGAGAAAAAAAGGCGAAGUAUGUUUUUUUUUGGACAUCGCCGGCGAAUAUAGUGGAAUAAAUUUUGAUAUUAAUAAAUAAUAAUAAAUGAAAAGGUGUAAUAAUAUUA